CUCUACAGAUGGACGAGUGGAGCGAGCCAUGCUCUCAUCUUGAUGAGUGGAGCGAGCCGUGCUCUCCUCUUGACCUUGCGGAGUAUGCCUUCAUUGAGCAAAUGCCACCUGUCCUCGUCCAAGAUGCACUUUACUUCAUGCUCACAUACCUCGAUGAAGAUCAUGGUGAUGAUCACUCAGAAAUUCUCGAGUACCACUUGGGCUCUCAUUUCUUAGCACGGAUUGAUGUGCCGAUAGUAGAUACUGACAUUGAUUGUGAUUAUGUUAUCCUCAUAUCGAUGGGGGAUGGAAGUUUGGGGUUUGCACAUGUGGAUAGGUUAACCCUCAACCUAUGGUCGAGGCUGGUGGGCUCCCACGGAGCCGCGGCAUGGACUCAUCGUACAGUCAUCAAUCUCGAGAACCUCCUUCUCCCUGUUCUUUACCUCAUUAUAACACCUAGACUCAUCGGAUCUGUGGAGGGCCGUGAUAUCAUUUUCAUGAACACACACCUUGGUAUCUACCAGAUUAAUCUCAAGUCACUGCAGUGGAAGAAGAUAUCGAGGGAACAAAGCUGUGAUGCUUUGUUUCCAUACAUGAGAUUUUACAGCCGGCCAGAACUUGUGCACAAAAAUAACCCAGAGACUGAGGUUGCAAGAGAAACUGGUGCCUGUGAGACGGGGGAAACUGGUGCCUGGGAGACUCCGGUCAUAUUAUUGGAGACCUAGAUAUGGCCGACCCCAACCAAGAGCGCCUAAGAGGUCAACGGGGCGAGCUGCACGGUAAGCAGCCAGGUACAUCCAGGAGAAAUCGGUUAGGUAGGUUUAGUAUGUUGAAGAGCAGGGUGUUACUCUAGGAGGCAACAAGGGUUUUGUACUUUUGUGGUGCUUUGUUUCUCGUGCUGCUGCUAAAUUUUGCCACCAAGUUUGGUGGUUUACAUGUUUUUCCGCCAGCCUAUUAACUCAACUCUUCAAAUUGUAAGAACUCUAUUGGGUGGGAGAUAUAAAGAGGACCACCACUGAGAUGCCUAGUGUAAUUUGAGCCAAGCAGCGAGCUGGAGCUAGGCGAACGUGAACCAAGUUAGUUUCAGUCCAGGGGGAGGGGG
Molecule: messenger RNA, 1081 nt
Organism: Lolium perenne
Lineage: Eukaryota; Viridiplantae; Streptophyta; Magnoliopsida; Poales; Poaceae
Source: RefSeq, a predicted model, not a curated record